Messenger RNA from Anopheles stephensi (Asian malaria mosquito), 3680 nucleotides. Its product is annotated as eukaryotic translation initiation factor 4B-like. Gene Ontology annotation, molecular function: RNA binding. The coding region runs from base 136 to 1836 and encodes 566 amino acids. The record is from RefSeq and is a predicted model, not a curated record. The transcript has 5 exons. Lineage: Eukaryota; Metazoa; Arthropoda; Insecta; Diptera; Culicidae.
AGCGCUGACAGCAAGCUGCCAAAAUCCAGUACGCAUUCCCCACCACACUGACAACCAACUGUCAAGCACGGUGCUUUGUUCGUGGUAGACAAGAAUCGCCCUUUCAUUAUCGCUUCUCCGCAGAAGGCAGUCAUUAUGGCUACCGUAUCAGGCAAAAAAGGCAAGAAGGCGAAAAAGAAUAACAAGCUGUCCCUGGGUGAGUUUCUUACCGAUGGGAACACGGCCGCACUGAACCAGGUGCAGGUGGCGGUACCAGUGAAGCUGGACUGGGGUGACGAUGGUGACGACGAUGACGAUGAUCGUGUGGUCCGGACGCAGGUCAUCGCACUGCCUACGGCACCGCGGGCGAGCCGCAUCUUGAACGACGACUCGAUCCCCCAAAAUCCGCCGUACUCCAUCUACGUGUCUAACCUGCCGUACGACAUAAACGAGAACGAUCUGUACGACAUUUUCGAGAAUGUGGAGAUCGUGUCGAUGACGUUGCCACGUGACGACAGCGAAACCUGGCGGCUGCGCGGUUUCGGCAACAUCGAGUUUGCCACCCGGAACGAUCUGAUGGCAGUCCUGGCGAUGCCGGAACCGAUGGUACGCAACCGCCGCAUCCGCAUCGGGUUGUUCCACGAGAAUGAUACGAAGCGUCGGAACAAUCGGUACGACAAUUUUUCAUCCGGCGACAGCGAACGUCCGUCGUCCGGAGGGAACUGGCGCGACCGGCCGGAGUCGGCCUCGCGGCCGACGAUGGACCGCGAUCGGGACGGCGGUGGUAUGCGCCGCCCGUACAGUAGCGGCGGCGGUGGGUACGGCCGAGAUCGUGACGAUCGCGAAAGACCGUCGGCCGGUGAUUCCGGUAACAAUAACUGGCGCUCGACUGAACGACCGCCGUCACGCAACUACGAUCGCGACCGGGACAGUGGCAACGGUUUCCGCCGUGCACCGGACGGCCGUGGCCCGGUGGGUAACGGUGGUGGUAUGCGCCGCGAACCGGAAGCACCGAUGGAGCGCCCGAAGUUGGUGCUGCAACCGCGCACCCUACCCCUGCCAGAACUGCCCAAACCGCGACCAACCCAUUCCGACGAUGAAGGAGAACGGAACGUAGGCAACGGUAAGCACGAAGAGCCGGCGGAGGAACCACCCAAACCGAAGCCAACUCCCGUCCCGGCCGCUAAAGUGUUUGGUGACGCGAAGCCGGUCGAUACGGCGGCCCGCGAACGUGAGAUCGAGGAACGAUUGCAGCAGGAAGAGUUGCGCCGCAAGAAGGAGGAAGCUGCCGCGGAGGAAAGAAACAAACGGGACGCGGAAAAGGAAAACCAGGACACGACAACAGCGGACAGUAACGGAGGCGGCAACGGGAGCAGCACAGAGCAGCAGCCAGCGCAGCCACAGCCGAUUGUGAACUGGCGGGUUCGCAACGACGAGGAGAAAGGUAAAGCAAGCGAAGACCGUGUCCUUUCGCCCUCGCGGAGGUUUAGCCCUAGCGGAAGGUAUCAGAACAGUAACAGACGCACUGCUGCCGAAGAUCGCCGAACGGACAAUCGCGAUCAGCGGGAUAACCGUGGAAUGAAUCGCCCUACAUAUAGCAACGGAGUAGGUCACAAUCGCGACCAUGAUCGGAUGGAUCGUGGUGGACGUGAUCAUCGCACCCAGCCGUCCCGUGACACAUACCGCAACGGGGAAUUGAAGGACCGUCGCGAUGCCCCGAAACCGGUGGAAAAAGAGAAGGAACGUGAGCCGAAAAUAUUAGAAGAACGUAUGCCUAAAUUCCAAGAGCCUACCGGACCGAAUUUACAGAUGAAAAACACCUUUGAAGGAUUGUCAGCAGACGAAAUUGAUGACUGAAACAAUACCAAAACCACCACAACCAUCACUAGUUGACAACCCGCUGAACGAGGAAGAAGAAGAGCUACUAGCAAAGGAUAACGAAGAUUUUGAAGAAGACAGUAGAAGAGACAACAAAACAUACAUAUAUAUAUAUACACACACACACACACGUAUAAGGACACACAUACAAACGUUUUCACACCUUCUAGCCCGGGGACGGAAUUGGAUCUGAUGAUUGGGUGGCAGCAAGAGGGAAGGAAAGAGCGACAAUCGUCUUUGGAGCGAGGGCUUUAUUAUAAUUUUCAUUCUUUUUAAUCGUUUCGAUACAUAUAUAUGUGUGUGUGUGGGGGCGGGGCAGCACGGAAAGUUUUUCACACAGCAGCGCUGGACAGCGAGGAAAAGGCGGCGGGCGAUACAUUUUUCCUCGCCCUUGCGGCUGUCCGUACCCAUUCACACCUAUUAAAAAACGCAAAGGACGAAGGAAAGAAUUCUAUGGGAAAAAAAAAACAAACCAACCAACCAACCUAGUUAUUCUCAACACCCAAAUGCGCGACACAUUUAUGCGCGCGCGUACAUGAAAUGCGAUUUAAAAUGAACAUUCUGCUUUAUAAGGAAACAAACAAAAAAAUACUAAUAAAUGUCAGGACACUUUCUCCGCAAAAAAAAAAUCCGGAGAGGGCUAAGACUGAUGGCGUGGAAUUGCUGUGCGUGUGUGUGCGUGUGUGUGUGUGUGUGUGUGUGUGUGUGGAGAGAUGAGGGAGCACGUCCUGUUGGCGCGGUUUACUCACGGAACGGUAUCGGGCUCUGGCAUUCGAUUGAAAACAAGCGGAAAGCAGCAGCAGCAGCAAAAGUGGCUGAGUGGCUGAGAGAGGACGGGAGGGGGGGAAGGAGAGAGAGAGAGAGGGAAGGGUAGGAAAAAACGACUAGCUUAAAUACAGUAAAGGGUGCGCCUUAAAACGCUUUAGAGUAGGACAAUUUGAUUAAAAACCGAUCAUCUGGGGAGGGAAGGCGCUCUAACUCUACCUUUCUCUCUCUCUCUCUCUCUCUCUCUUCUUCUUCUUCUACUUCUCUUCCUCCAUUCUCUGUUUUCCCCGCUUUCUUCACGCUGAGCAUUCCCAAUUUAUAUCGCGCGAUCCCUUUUAUUAAAAACAAACAAAGUGAAGAAAAAAACAAAAGGCAAACCCCAAUAAGCAUUACUCAUACACAUAUAAUAUGUUCAUUAGCAAUUUAUUCUUUGAUAUUUUUUUUGAUAUUUUUUUGACAAACAAAAAAAAGAAACACAUGUCUCCACCUAAAAGGUUACCACUUUGUUUCUUUCUUUUUCCGUUUCGUUUCUUCUAUUAGUUCAUUUGGUUCAUUGAUUGGAAGCGCCGAAGCGCUUAACCUAACACUAUGCUUGUGCUGCUGUGCUCGGGUUGGGGUAGGAUGUAGGUUUCGUUCGGCCUGUUCUGGGAGUGGGGUGGUGCCUAGUCCGAAGCAGGCCAAGAGAGAGAUGAAAAAAAACAACCCGACCAAGCGUUGUAUGAAGUAGAUGACGUAGUUAUAUGUUGUUUAUUAAUACUGGUGUAUGGCACGAUUUUUUUUAAGGGAUUAUGUUUUACGUUUAAUUUUCUCUCUCUCUCUCUCUCUCUCUCUCUCUCUCAGUUAUAUUUUCCAUUCCUUCUAAUAAAAUUCACCUCUUUGCUUUCUGUCCCACCCACCACAUACACCCGAACACCCGUUAAAAUAGUACAGUGUAGAGUAAAGGCGUGCGGAAAUCAUUUAAAAAACCCUUUGUAUUACUUUUGCUUCAUGUAAUCAACCCUUUUCGAAAUAAAAUAAGAUGCGUAUCCAUGCACGUGUAUAUGCAUGCAAAUCGGAAA